UCAAGGCUAGCUAUGGUUUGAAGCUCUCUUCCAAAGUUCCCAUGGCGAUUCUCUCCGUGGGGAUGGAGAAGUCCAUGAUUUCUCGCGAUCCUUGCUGCGACGCCGCCAGAUCGGGGCUUAGGAGCGGCUUCUUGGGGCAUCGAUCGAGCGGGGGGAGGUGGGAGUCGCGGCGGCGGCGCGGCGGGCAUCGAUCCAGUGCCCUAGUCGCGGUAGCAGGGAUGGAUUGGAUGGAUGCAUUCCACGGUAUUGUGAUCGGGGUUGGGGUUGGAUUGCCUUGCACGGUGAUGGAGUGUGGCGAUGUGGUGUAUCGGAGCACGCUGCCCAAAUCCAAUUCCUUGCAGGUAACAGGGCCCGGCGCUGCUUUGGCGGUGCUCGCAGUCACUUAUUUGUGGGCGACUCCUGGUGUAGCUCCUGGAUUCUGGGACAUGUUUCUUCUAGCACCGAUAGAGAAGAGGCUCCGGCCUUCUUACACAAAGGAUGACUUUGUCCUGGAGAAGAAGAUUGGAGAAGGAGCGUUUGGAUCCGUCUACAAAGGAUCGUUUGCGAAUCCUCAAAAGAAGUCGUUUCCAGUGGUGGUGAAAAAGGCUAGUGAGUAUGGAGAAGUGGAGGCUUGGAUGAACCAGCGUGUGCGACGGGCAUGCCCGGGCAAAUGUGCUGACUACCUUGACGGAUUUAAGAUGAGAGUCAAUCCAAAGAGGAAGGAGUUUUGGCUUGUGUGGCGUUACGAAGGUGUGGCGACUCUCGCGGACUUCAUGAGUAGCAAGGAUUUUCCUUACAAUGUUGAAAAGGCGUUGAGCUUGAAGACUACACUGCUUGCCAAAGGUGCCGAGCGAGAAAACCAGAUCAUCCAGUCCUUACUUCAAGAGCUAUUGAAAUGUUUGAGGGGGCUGCACGAUACUGGGAUUGUUCAUCGCGACAUAAAACCGCAAAAUAUCAUUUUCUCCGACGAGUCGAAGUCCUUCAAGAUUAUUGAUCUCGGCGCUGCUACGGACUUGCGAGUUGGCAUCAACUACAUUCCGCAAGAGUUCCUACUGGAUCCAAGGUACGCUGCACCUGAGCAGUACAUUAUGAGCACUCAAACUCCCUCGGCUCCAUCGCCUGUCAUUGCAACAGCACUCUCUCCAGUUCUAUGGCAGCUGAACCUGCCGGACCGCUUUGAUAUCUACAGUCUCGGAUUGAUGUUCUUGCAAAUGGUCUUUUCGAAUUUGAGAAGCGACAGUGCUCUCAUCCAGUUCAACCGGCAGCUGAAGCGCAUGGACCACGACUUAGUUGCGUGGAGAGACUUGGUGGACGCUCGGCCAAAUGCGGACGUUCAACGUGGAUUCGAGAUUCUGGAUAUGGACGGAGGAGCUGGCUGGGAGCUGCUCCAAGCGAUGAUGCAGUUUAAAGGUCGCCAACGUAUCAGUGCCAAGGCUGCUCUCGGCCACCCUUACUUCGUCAAGUUGGGACUUCUCAAGGCCUCGCCCGUACAGACACUGUGGCUGGGCUUGAUCAGAUUUGCUCAGCAGGAUAGAACGCAAGCUCUCCAAUGGGUGCUGGGAUUAAUGGCGAAGGGAUUCACCGAGGCCGAGCUCGAAGAACUGCGGGAGCGAGAGCCAAAGAAGAAAUCGACCUUCCAGAGAAACGCGCUAGCAUCGGCUUUGCGAUUGCAACGCAAGGUUGCUCAAACUGUUGCUGCUAGCGUGGACGAGAAGAUGGGAAAGAGAAAGAUCUGGUGGAUGGAGACGAUUGAUGAAACACUGGACGGACUCGAGACCAAGAAGAAAAGUUUCUGGUGGAUCUGAUUGAUGGCUGGCAGGCCAUCUCUGUGUGCUCCACCCACGCUCUACAUGAAGUUAACAGGCAUUAAAAACGUGGAAGCACCGCGCUAUAGCCACACUAAUAGUACCAGUGUGAAGAAAAAGUUUUUAAAGACGAUGGAGUGUGUCUCCCAGCAUGGGUCACGAAAGAUCAUGGUCACACGACUCAGAGAUCUCGAUCGUGGAGUCCAUUUCGAGUUUGGUGUAAAAAAAAACUCUCGUAGUUACUUCGAUGA
Molecule: messenger RNA, 2035 nt
Organism: Selaginella moellendorffii
Lineage: Eukaryota; Viridiplantae; Streptophyta; Lycopodiopsida; Selaginellales; Selaginellaceae
Product: serine/threonine-protein kinase STN7, chloroplastic
Exons: 10
Coding region: 42-1784 (580 amino acids)
Biological process (GO): protein phosphorylation
Molecular function (GO): protein kinase activity; ATP binding
Source: RefSeq, a predicted model, not a curated record